AUGAUAACCGCCCGUCUCCCUUUCGCCUACUCUCUCGGAGCCCUCCAGAACCAGCCGCAGACGCUGGCUCAGGCACAAUCUCAACACCCCCAGUCUCGUUCUAUCACUCCGCUCUUUGCAGCUGGACCUGCUAGCACAAGCGCCAAUUCAUCGUCGCCUGCAGCUGCCGCUCGAGACGGCAAUGGCAGCUCUCGCAGUGCCAGCCCGGCCGCCUACGGCCUUCCUCCGCUCUCGUUCUCCGCUGAUCACAAGCCGAAUGAUACGCUGUGGAUGGGUGAUCUCGAAAGCUGGAUGGACGCCGCGUUCAUCCAGCAACUUUGGGCCUCUCUUGGUGAGACUGUCCACGUCAAGCUCAUGCGCACGAAGUCGUCUGUGUCCGAGGGCUGCGUUAGUUAUUGUUUUGUCCAGUUUAGUUCGCCUCAGGCUGCAGAGUAUGCGUUGUUGCGAUAUAACAACACUAUUAUCCCCCGCACGCACUCGGUUUUCAAGCUGAAUUGGGCCACUGGCGGCGGGAUUCAGCACUCGGCCAAGACGCGCCGUGAGCCCGAGUACAGUGUUUUCGUUGGCGACCUUGAUCCCGAGACUCAUGAGGCCGAGUUGUACCAUACAUUCCACUCUGUCUAUCCUUCCUGCACGUCCGCCAAGAUCAUUAUCGAUCCUGUCACCGGCAUGUCGCGCAAGUAUGGCUUUGUCCGUUUUUCGGACGAGCGUGAGCAACAGCGUGCCCUUUCCGAAAUGCAGGGCUACCUUUGUCAUGGUCGCCCGCUUCGUAUAUCCGUCGCUUCUCCUCGUUCACGCACGUCCAUUUCUGCUGACUCGACCACUCCGACUGGUGCUGCCUCUACUGCUAACGGAGGUGCUGCUGCCAGCUCUUCGGCGGUUGCCACUGGCGUAACUGGCGUUCCUUCGUCUUCUUCCUCGACGCGUCAGCCUGACCAGGGACUGUGCAGCAUCGAUCCGUUCAACACGACCGUUUUCGUUGGCGGCCUGUUCUCGGGCGCCACGGAAAAAGACCUCUUCUAUCAUUUCAGUCCCUUUGGUAACAUUCUCAACAUUAAGAUCCCCCCUGGCAAGGGUUGCGGCUUUGUACAGUACACCGAGAAGGCUGCCGCUGAAAAGGCUAUCACCAUGAUGCAAGGUGCUCUCGUUGGCCCCUCACACAUUCGUUUGGCUUGGGGUCACAAUACCUUGCCUGUCUCGGCCAUUUCGGCCAGCAUGGAAGCCAUGGGAAGCAACGGUUCUGUUAAUAGUGCUGCUGCUAACGAAUCUGUUCAUACCCGCGCAGCCACUGCUCUUCAUGCUAACUCUGCCGUCCCCACUUCUGGUUCCGGUGUGGCCUCCCAAAAUCCCUCCUCUCACUCCUUGCUCUCUAGCUCUGUGGGCCUCUCUCAGUUUGCACCGGCCUCUCUAUCCUCUGCAUCCGGCAAGCCUAGCUUGCUUUCAACCAAUGCCCUGAUUCCCCCUAUCGCUCAUUCUACUCCUUCUCUCAGUGCACCACCUUCGGCCGCUAUUGGUAUUCCGUCCUCGCUCUCUUCGCGAAUGACUUCUCAUGCUGCUGGAUCUGCACCCCUGUCUGCGCCUGCGGCUGUCGAGCUCUCGUCUGCUUGUCGUUCUGGCACCCCGGCGUCUUCGUUCAACAUCUCGGACUGGUUGCCCUCGCUUUCGGCUCCAAAGUCAUCCUUGCUUUCUGGUGCCACGACCGCCCCCAGUCCUUUGCGUCUUGGUGGUAGUACGUCUGGUUUCCAUUUUGGUGAGGAUAUGUUGGAUGGUGUCUCCGCGUCCAAGUCUCGUCAGUCGUCUUCAGGCUCGUCUGCUGCUUCGUCGGUGGACUCGGCGACUGCAUCCUCGGGCAUUAGCACCAGCACUGGUAGUCUGUUUGCAUCUUCCUUGAGCGGCGGCGGCGCGUCCAAGGGCUCCUUUCUCAGCUCGGCCUUUUCUCACCCGCUUUCCGCUGAUUCCUUUCAUCCGUUAAAGACGAACAAGCCUCAUGCAUUGAAGACUCCUUACUCCUCUUACUCGACAAGUGGCAGCUUCCUUUUUUAA
Schizosaccharomyces japonicus yFS275 is the source of this 2043-nucleotide messenger RNA. Its product is annotated as RNA-binding protein Csx1. The coding region runs from base 1 to 2043 and encodes 680 amino acids. Lineage: Eukaryota; Fungi; Ascomycota; Schizosaccharomycetes; Schizosaccharomycetales; Schizosaccharomycetaceae. The record is from RefSeq and is a predicted model, not a curated record. Gene Ontology annotation, biological process: cellular response to oxidative stress; regulation of mRNA stability involved in response to oxidative stress; 3'-UTR-mediated mRNA stabilization. Gene Ontology annotation, molecular function: mRNA binding; nucleic acid binding; RNA binding. Gene Ontology annotation, cellular component: cytoplasmic stress granule; cytoplasm. The transcript has a single exon.